Molecule: messenger RNA, 3886 nt
Organism: Drosophila suzukii
Lineage: Eukaryota; Metazoa; Arthropoda; Insecta; Diptera; Drosophilidae
Gene: kz
Product: putative ATP-dependent RNA helicase kurz
Biological process (GO): maturation of SSU-rRNA from tricistronic rRNA transcript (SSU-rRNA, 5.8S rRNA, LSU-rRNA)
Cellular component (GO): nucleolus; intracellular anatomical structure
Molecular function (GO): helicase activity; ATP binding; RNA binding
Source: RefSeq, a predicted model, not a curated record
UGUUAUCGAUAAACCUGAUAUCGGAGCUGCACGUGUGAUUUCAAUGUUUAUUUUUUGAACGGAAUAAAUAUUAAUAUUAUUACUCCGUUAAUAAUAUUAGAUCGGUUAAAUAGACAUGGGCAAGAAGGUGCACAAUGCCAAGGCGCGGCAGAAUCCGCAAACGAUUGUAGACAACUCGGCCGUGAAGAAGAUCCAGAUCGAUGUGGAUGCAGUGGCCGGUGGAAGCCAGGCGGGCUACGAUGAGGCCAACGCCCUGGUACUGCCCUCAGAGAAGCGGGCCACCAAAAUCAAGGUGGACAAGGUGCAACACGUAAAGAUCCUUACCAAGAAGCAGCGUAAGCACCUCCAGGCGAUUGUGGACAAAAAGAAGAAGAAGGAAGGCCGCGCCCAGCUCUUGGGUGACCUGGCGGCCGUGCAAAUCCCGGAGGCAGAGCUGCAGCAGUACACUUCUAUCAGCCAGGUACAAACGGUGGGCCUCAAGCGUCUGCCCACCCUGGAUGAGUAUCUGGCCAAGAAAAAAGAGCGGCAGGCGCAAGCCCUGGCCGAAAAGAGCUCGGGCUCGGGGCUCCGCGUGAAUGCUAUUAAGGGCUCCAAGCGCAAGCUGCUUGCCGAAGAGGAGGAGGAACUUGAGGCUAAGCGCAAGAAUCCGAAUGUGAUUAGUUUGGAGGAAGAUGACGAGGACACCUCUGAGGGCGAGGAUGAGACGCCUGCAGCUUCACCCGCUCCUGCUGCCAUACCCACUCCGGUCGUUGCUGUUCAACCGAAAAUCGAAGUUAAACCGCCCAAGGAAAAGCGAAAACCGGAGCCUGCUCCACCUGCCUGCAUCCACCAGACCGUUUACGUGCCCGUACAUCGUUCCACGGAAGUGCAGGAGGCUCGCCUUCGUCUGCCCAUCCUCGCGGAGGAGCAGCAGGUGAUGGAGACCAUCAACGAAAAUCCCAUUGUGAUCGUGGCCGGCGAGACGGGCUCCGGGAAGACCACCCAGCUGCCGCAGUUCCUAUACGAGGCGGGCUACGCCCAGCACAAGAUGAUCGGAGUGACGGAGCCGCGGCGAGUGGCUGCCAUUGCCAUGUCCAAGCGUGUGGCCCACGAGAUGAACCUGCCGGAGAGCGAGGUGUCCUAUCUCAUUCGCUUCGAGGGAAACGUGACUCCUGCCACGCGCAUCAAAUUCAUGACCGACGGUGUGCUGCUCAAGGAGAUCGAAACGGACUUUCUGCUCAGCAAAUACUCGGUGAUCAUCCUGGACGAGGCGCACGAGCGAAGCGUUUACACUGACAUCCUGGUGGGGCUGCUCUCGAGAAUCGUUCCCCUGCGCCACAAACGUGGCCAGCCGCUGAAGCUGAUCAUUAUGUCCGCCACAUUGCGGGUAACCGAUUUCACGGAGAAUACACGAUUGUUCAAGAUACCACCACCGUUGCUGAAAGUGGAGGCGCGUCAAUUUCCGGUGACCAUUCACUUCCAGAAGCGCACACCCGAUGACUACGUUGCGGAGGCCUAUCGCAAGACCCUGAAGAUUCACAAUCAGCUGCCGGAAGGUGGCAUCCUGAUCUUUGUCACGGGACAGCAAGAGGUUAACCAACUGGUGCGCAAGCUGCGACGCACGUUUCCAUAUCAUCCGCCAGCUAAGGAUGUGGCGGAAGUGGAUAAAGUGUCGCAGGAAGCAAAGGAGGAAACAAAGGAUGAUGCUGCAGAUACUGUGGAGGAUCCUAAGGAGCUGGAGUUCGACAUGAAACGAGUUAUACGCAACAUCCGCAAGUCCAAAAAGAAGUUCCUAGCCCAGAUCGCUUUACCCAAAAUCAACCUGGACGACUAUAAGCUGCCAGGCGAUGACACAGAGGCGGACAUGCACGAGCAGGAGGAUGAUGCGGAUAACGAGCGGGAGGGAUUAGAGGAAGACCAAGAAGACGACGAUGAACUGGGCUUGGAAGGAGAGUCGGGAAUGGCCUCCGGGCAGAGGCAUCCCCUCUGGGUUCUACCCCUCUACUCGCUGCUCUCCUCGGAGAAGCAGAACCGCAUCUUCCAGCCCGUUCCCGAGGGCUGUCGGCUGUGCGUCGUCAGCACCAAUGUGGCAGAGACCUCACUCACCAUUCCACACAUUAAGUAUGUGGUGGACUGUGGUCGCCAGAAGACCCGCCUCUACGACAAACUGACCGGAGUGAGUGCCUUUGUGGUAACCUAUACGUCCAAGGCUUCGGCGGAUCAGCGGGCUGGACGAGCGGGUCGCAUCAGUGCCGGCCAUUGCUAUCGUCUCUACUCGAGUGCCGUGUACAACGACUGCUUCGAGGACUUCUCCCAGCCGGAUAUCCAGAAAAAGCCAGUCGAGGAUUUAAUGCUGCAGAUGCGCUGCAUGGGCAUCGAUCGCGUGGUGCACUUUCCCUUCCCCUCACCACCAGAUCAGGUGCAGCUGCAGGCCGCCGAACAACGGUUGACUGUGCUGGGUGCCCUGGAGGCCACCAAAUCAGAGAAGACAGAUUUACCGCCAGCCGUCACCCGUUUGGGCCAGGUGAUCUCCCGCUUCCCUGUGGCGCCGCGCUUUGGCAAGAUGCUGGCCCUGUCCCACCAGCAAAACCUGCUGCCCUACACCGUCUGCCUGGUGGCUGCUCUCUCUGUCCAGGAGGUACUUAUUGAAACGGGGGUACAAAGGGACGAGGAUGUGGCCCCUGGCGCGAAUCGCUUCCACCGUAAACGCCAAAGCUGGGCGGCAAGCGGGAAUUACCAGCUCCUCGGAGAUCCCAUGGUCUUAUUAAGGGCCGUCGGAGCAGCGGAGUAUGCAGGAUCACAGGGCCGCUUGUCAGAGUUCUGUGCCACAAAUGGAUUGAGACAAAAGGCGAUGAGCGAGGUGCGAAAGUUGCGCGUCCAGUUGACUAACGAGAUCAACCUGAAUGUAAGUGACGUCGAACUUGGGGUGGACCCCGAACUGAAGCCUCCCACAGAUGCUCAGGCGCGGUUCCUUCGGCAAAUUCUACUGGCCGGCAUGGGUGACAGGGUGGCUAGAAAGGUCCCCCUGGCCGACAUCGCCGACAAGGAGGAGCGCCGGCGACUGAAGUACGCCUACCACUGUGCCGAUAUGGAGGAGCCAGCCUUCCUUCACGUUUCUUCCGUGUUGCGCCAAAAGACACCCGAGUGGGUUGUCUACCAGGAGGUAUACGAGCUGCAGAACGGGGACUCCACCAAGAUGUUCAUCCGUGGGAUCACCGCCAUUGAGCCAGAGUGGUUGCUUCUAUACGUUCCUUUGCUUUGCAAUAUACGUGAGGUACGCGAGGAUCCUGCUCCCAGAUUCGAUGAGGCCUCGGGCAAGAUAUACUGUCAUGUGGACGCCACGUUUGGCAAGUCAAGCUGGGAGCUCCCACUCGGCGAGGUGGAGAUGCCGCUUAGCGAGAAGGCCUGCUGUUACUUCGGAAUGUUUCUGUUAGACGGCCAAGUUUGCUCCGCGCUAGCACCCUUCCGUGGCAAACUCAAGUCCACUCCCGCUUCUGUGAUCAAGAGCUGGUCCAGCAUGAACGACAAGGUGCUGCGCUUCAAGCGAGCUCUCAUCACAAAGCAGAUCCACAGCCGGCAGGCGCUGCUGGACCAGUGGACAAGCGAUCCUCACUUCCUUUUGGAGGAGUACCAGAAUCUGCUCUACGACGUGGCGCUCAGCGAACUGACGCCUCUGUGGCCACCGGUGGACAAGAAGGAACCAGAAAGCCAGUCAAAAAGCUAGUUGAAGUCGGGUUUUUUGUAUAACAAGUUUCAUUUAUUAUUUAUUUAAUUGAUAUAUAUUUAUAUAAUUUUUUAUGUAUAAUAUAAAUAUGAAAUUUGUUUUAAAUGGAACUAAAAAAAAUGGAGUGGAGUGAGGGGGAAUAAAAAUGUUUUUGUUAACAGCUAAGUUUCGAUAAAUGUUUAA